GUUACCUCUUCUUAACAAAAACGCCCAAAUUUCUUUCCCGUUAUUUUCUAUUUUUCAAUCUCAAAAAAGUCUCUCGUUUCACUUUCGAACUGUGAGGCUGUCGCAGCCGCCAGUAGACGGCGUCGAUACAACGACAGGCCACCUAUCAGUUACCGUCCUUCACUCUUUCCCUCCUUCUUGCCAAGAGAACAAACAGAUUUCCUUUCCCUACUGAAAUCAAUACCCAAAUCAAAAACCUGAAAACCCUAAAAAAGGAUGAUUUACACUGCAAUCGAUAAUUUUUACUUAACCGACGAGCAAUUGCAGAACUCACCAUCUAAGAAAGAUGGAAUUGAUGAAGCUACCGAAACUACUCUUAGAAUUUACGGCUGCGACUUGAUUCAAGAAAGUGGAAUUUUACUUAAACUACCUCAAGCUGUGAUGGCCACCGGUCAAGUUUUAUUCCAUCGAUUUUAUUGCAAGAAGUCAUUUGGGCGCUUCAAUGUGAAGAAAGUUGCGGCUAGUUGCGUUUGGCUUGCAUCUAAGCUUGAGGAAAACCCUAGGAAAUCAAGGCAAGUCAUUAUUGUUUUUCAUAGAAUGGAGUGCAGGAGGGAGAAUUUACCCAUUGAAUUUCUUGACCUAAAUUCAAAGAAAUUUGCAGAGUUGAAGGUGGAAUUGAGCAGAACAGAAAGGCACAUAUUGAAAGAGAUGGGCUUCGUUUGUCAUGUUGAGCAUCCUCACAAAUUCAUUUCAAACUACCUUGUCACCCUUAAAACACCUCCAGAAUUGAGACAAGAAGCUUGGAAUCUUGCAAAUGAUAGUUUGCGUACAACCUUGUGUGUUCGUUUCAAGAGUGAAGUUGUGGCUUGUGGGGUUGUAUAUGCUGCUGCGCGUAGGUUCCAAGUACCCCUUCCUGAGAACCCACCAUGGUGGAAGGCAUUUGAUGCGGAUAAAUCUGGUAUUGAUGAAGUUUGCAGAGUUCUGGCUCACCUGUACAGCCUUCCUAAGGCGAAAUACAUAUCAGUCUGCAAGGAUGGGGAUUUUUCUUUUUCUAGCAAGUCUUCAGAUUCACAAGCAACUCCAAAGGAAGUUUCACAGGCUAGCUCACCAGCUAAUGAUGCUACGGCUCCUAAGGCAGCACCAGCUGGGGUUAGUGCUGAAUCUGGGGGUUCCAGAGGCCCAAUUGUGAAACCGGCCCUAGAUAAGCUGAAGGAUUCCAAGAAGAGCAACGAUGAGUCCAAGGCUGUUGAUGGAGAGGCAAGAGAUGAGCCUAUUCCAAGAUCCAAGUCUGAGCACAGGGCAGAGUCCAGUGUGGAGAGGAGUAAAGAGAGAGAUAGGGGCCGAGAGAGGGAAAGGGAGAGAGAUAGAACAAAGACCCACGAUCGUGAGAGAGGCAGAGAUUCUGAUAGGGAAAGGGAUUUGGAGGAGACUGAGAGGGAAAGAGAGAGAAACAAGGAUCGAGGUCGUCGUUCAAAGGAUAGAAAGGAUUCAGGACAUUCAGAGAAAUCAAGAUAUCAUUCCUCACGAGAUCGUGAAUACCACAGUUCUUCUUACUAUUCAAGGGAGAAGGAUCGUCAUCGACAUCACUCGUAUGCUUAAAACGAUCAUUUUUUUGUGUGCACUCUCUCACUUGAAGAUGCUGAAAAUAUCAGAAAUGCUCUAGUUGUAUAUUAUAUGAUUUCUGUAACAUGUUUGUGUUAAUUAAAUUUCAGAUUCACUCUAUAAUUCUGAUAGUUUUGCAGUGCAUUUGAAAAGAGAUGCAGAGUUUACUUGCUCCA
Ricinus communis (castor bean) is the source of this 1757-nucleotide messenger RNA. RefSeq names its product cyclin-L1-1. NCBI's taxonomy places the organism in Eukaryota, Viridiplantae, Streptophyta, Magnoliopsida, Malpighiales, Euphorbiaceae. Gene Ontology annotation, cellular component: nucleus. The record is from RefSeq and is a predicted model, not a curated record. Gene Ontology annotation, biological process: regulation of transcription by RNA polymerase II. The transcript has 8 exons. Gene Ontology annotation, molecular function: cyclin-dependent protein serine/threonine kinase regulator activity. Bases 256 to 1578 code for a protein of 440 amino acids.